This is a messenger RNA of Iphiclides podalirius (scarce swallowtail), 243 nucleotides long. The record is from the annotation of a GenBank genome assembly. Lineage: Eukaryota; Metazoa; Arthropoda; Insecta; Lepidoptera; Papilionidae.
AUGGUACGACACGCGUCUUCCCGCAGUGAGAUUCAAAGUCCCGACGUCCGAUCGCCGUCCAAUCCUAAAUUUAUGACCGCGCUCGUUACGACAAAUCGACCCGGGCGAGUGCACCUGCCACAACGCCGGUUCGCUUCGGGGCGCUUACGAGAAAGGUCCUCAUUAGGCGACGAAAAAGGGGAGGGCGGCGGGAGCGCCGGAGGUCGCGCGCAGCACCUGUCGGCGGGAAAUGGUUUUGUUUCG